This is a messenger RNA of Hyaloscypha bicolor E, 1370 nucleotides long. RefSeq lists its product as uncharacterized. The transcript has 4 exons. The coding region runs from base 4 to 1116 and encodes 370 amino acids. Gene Ontology annotation, biological process: transcription initiation at RNA polymerase II promoter; transcription by RNA polymerase II. The record is from RefSeq and is a predicted model, not a curated record. Gene Ontology annotation, cellular component: transcription factor TFIIF complex. NCBI's taxonomy places the organism in Eukaryota, Fungi, Ascomycota, Leotiomycetes, Helotiales, Hyaloscyphaceae.
ACAAUGGCGGACCCUCUCAUCAAGCCGGAUCCGGAAAACCAAGGCGCGUCACCGGGGCCGUUCAGCGAAGAUGAUAUCUACGAAGAUGCUGGAGACCUAGAAUUUAAUACAGAUCCCCACUUCCAGAAGUUGUAUCUUGCGCGAGUACCGAAGUUUCUAUGGGAAGCAUGGGAGAAGCUGGACGACGAUGCUGAGAUCCAGAUUGGGACCAUCAGACAGACGCAAACUGUAGUAGACGGGGAGACGAAGCAAUUUCUUUCUAUGCUAUUAUCCUCUAACCUCGCAGAGCAUCAAACUGUGCCCAAGGAGUACACGCUAGACGUAACGGACGAGGCUGUCAAAAAUACAUUUGUUUUCACUGAACAAGAUCUCCCCGGCUUUAAGUCGAAGUCGAAGCAAAAGUUCGAUCCCGCCAGCGCGAAUAUGCCAGCUAGGCUGACACGCCCGAAGAACGACAAACCGAUUUCCAAGCAGCCACAUGAUCCUAACAAACGCUUCCAACCAUACUUCAGGAAGGCUAUACCAAAACGCACAACUAUUGCUGGGAAAGUAGCCCACGAAGUCAACUGCAUUGCUGUUGAGAAUGCAGAAUCCGAGCGUCUUAUUGCUAUGCGAACGUUGGAAGCUAUGCGCCCAAAGAAGUUUACCAAGUUUAUCAACGAGGACCUGUCCGUCACAAGCAAGGACUUCAUUCAACCUGGUACCAUCAGCGCCCAGAACGCAUUCCAGACGUUCAUCAAAACGAAGGGCCCAGCUGCAGGUCAACGACCACAACUCAUGAAGACUGCCCGUAUGCCACAGAACGAGCUGCUGGAUCGUAUAUUCGAUUGCUUCAAGAGAUACAACUAUUGGUCUAUGAAGGCUUUGCGCGCAGAACUCCAGCAACCUGAAGCCUACCUACGAGAAACGCUGGAGAAGGUUGCGGUGCUGGCAAAGAGUGGAAGAUUUGCUACACAAUGGUCAUUAAAGCCGGAAAACAAGAUUGCCAACUAUGACCAGAUUGGCGAUGCGGUUGCGCCCACGGCAGAGGGAGAUCCGGGAGGAGACAGUGAUAUGGGCGACGAGGAAGAUGGAGAGGAUGAAGAUGACGUAAAAUUCGAGGACGUGGUCUCUUAGAUGGUCGACUGGCUGGCAUCUAUUCUCGUGACAUUGCAAGGCGUUUUGGGUCGGGGGGGACGUCUGCUGGUCUGCAUGCGAUGGCGUUAUGCAUGCGGGAUGCAUUUGCGGUGUUUUCACAGUCAGCAAUCCCUGAAUAGGGGCAGAGACGCAUGGUCUUCCUUCAUAUAGGGAAUGGCAUAACCCAUUCUAUAAGCCAAGAUAGCGUGUAGUAAUAAUCUCAAAAGAUCUCAAAUUGGUAGACAAUGGGAAUG